UGUUGACAGCGGAGGCUGCAGGAUGCCCUGUGAGGAGGAGGAGGAUCGGCUGUGAGCUCGGCCCGGAACGGAGCGCUGCCGCACAUCCCAGCUGUACCGACAGAGCUGGAGGAGGGGGGAGCCGGGCCCGGAGGCGGAGGACAGGAAGUGCUGCACCGUCUUUUGCUUGGUAUCUAUCAUCGCCUGAUGUUCCAGAAAAGUUAACCAAGGAAGGGGCAAUUUUCUUGCCGGUGCCAACUGCAUCCUGAAAGAUUCCUCUUCAACACCGUAUCAAGAUGGCGACAGACAGCCCCGAGUCUUUGAUGACCAUCUGUACUGAUUUCUGCCUCCGAAACCUAAAGGGGACCUUGUGCUACCUCUUGGACAAUGAGGUCCUGAAGCUACAUCCAGAUAUCUUCUUACCCAGCGAGAUCAGUGACCGGCUGGUGAAUGAGUACAUCGAGUUGGUGAAUGCAGACAGUGGUUUUGAGCCACAUGAAAGCUUUUUUACCCUGUUCUCAGAGCCACAGAGCACAAGACUCACCCGGCUACAUUUAAGGGAGGACAUUGUCCAGGAUCAAGACCUAGAAGCCAUCUGUAAACAAGACCUUGUAGAACUGUAUCUUACAAACUGUGAGAGGCUAACGGCCAAGAGCCUGCAGACCCUGUCCCACUUUAAAUCCACUCUGGUGUCCCUCAGCCUUUUUGGCUGCAGCAACAUCUUCUUCGAAGAGGAGAACCUGGGCCGAUACAAUGAUACCGACUGCCUGGUGAACCCCAGUCGACAGAUCCUGUCCCGGGACUUCAGUUUUCAGGGAUUCGGCCAUCUUCGCUUUCUAAAUCUCGGUUGUAUCACCAAAGGCGUAGAUGUGAAAAUGAUGGUGCGUCCGCUUAUGUGUUUAAAGGCUUUGAAUCUGUCAGGAAUUCAGAUGAAUGACAUCGGCUUUCUGACUCAGUGGAAGGACACAAUGGUGUCUCUUGUCUUGUACAACAUGGACCUCUCCGAGGAGCACAUACAAGUCCUUGUGCAAUUGAAUAAACUCCGGCACCUGGAUAUUUCCCGUGAUAGACUAUCCACCUAUUACAAGUUCAAACUGACUCGCAAGGUGCUAAGCCUAUUUGUGCAAAAUCUUGAAGAGCUUGUAUCCUUGGACAUCUCUGGUCACAUGAUGUUGGAGAACUGUGCUAUUUCCAAGAUGGAUGAUGAAUUGGGCCCUGCAAGCACUGACCCCAGCAAGAGCAGUAUCACUCCAUUCCGCAGUUUAAAGAAACCUUUGCAGUUCUUGGGCCUCUUUGAAACAUCUCUAUGUCGCCUAACUCACAUCCCAGCUUACAAGGUGAGUGGAGAUAAAAACGAGGAGCAAGUUCUCAAUGCCAUAGAAGCAUACACUGAGCAUCGCCCUGAGAUCACCUCUCGUGCCAUAAAUCUGCUUUUUGAUAUUGCUCGUAUUGAAAGAUGCAACCAGCCACUAAGGGCCCUGCAGCUGGUAAUUGCUGCCCUCAAAUGUCACAAGUAUGAUAAAACAAUUCAGGUGACAGGAAGUGCCGCCUUAUUCUAUCUUACGAACUCUGACUACCGUAGUGAACAGAGUGUCCGGCUCCGGCGGCAGGUCAUCCAGGUGGUGCUAAAUGGCAUGGAGUCCUAUCAGGAAGUGACGGUGCAGAGAAACUGCUGUCUCACACUGUGUAACUUUGGCAUCCCAGAGGAGCUAGAAUUCCAGUAUCAUCGGGUGAAUGAACUGCUUCUGAACAUUCUGAUCCCAACCCGUCAGGAUGAGUCCAUCCAACGCAUUGCUGUGCAUUUGUGUAACGCGCUAGUCUGUCAGGUGGAUAAUGACCACAAGGAGGCAGUGGGGAAGAUGGGCUUUGUCAUGACUAUGCUUAAGUUGAUCCAGAAGAAGCUGCAAGACAAAACUUGUGACCAAGUCAUGGAAUUUUCCUGGAGUGCGCUGUGGAACAUUACUGAUGAGACUCCAGAUAACUGUGAGAUGUUCCUCAACUACAGUGGCAUGAAGCUGUUCCUAGACUGCCUGAGGGAAUUUCCAGAGAAGCAAGAACUUCAUCGCAACAUGCUAGGGCUUCUGGGUAAUGUGGCAGAGGUACGCGAACUGCGGCCACAGCUGAUGACAUCACAGUUUAUUACCGUUUUCAGUAACCUCCUGGACAGUAAAGCAGAUGGGAUUGAAGUGUCGUAUAAUGCCUGCGGGGUGCUUUCACACAUCAUGUUUGACGGCCCAGAAGUUUGGUUCAUUUUGGAGCCAUCAAGACAGGAGGUUGAGGAACGCAUGUGGCGAGCCAUCCAGAGCUGGGAUAUAAGCUCCAGAAGGAACAUUAAUUACCGGUCAUUUGAGCCAAUUCUUCGUCUUCUGCCCCAGUGUGUUUCCCCCAUCAGCCAACACUGGGCAACGUGGGCUUUGUACAACCUUGUAUCUGUAUAUCCAGACAAAUAUUGUCCUCUUCUAAUCAAAGAAGGUGGGCUCCCUCUGCUGGUGGAUGUGGUCAACAUGCCAACUACACGCCAAGAAACCAAGGAUAUGGCUAGGAAAGUGCUUCAGCAUUGUGGUAAUUAUAAUGAAGAGAGCAUGGACACGUUACUAUAAAAGGGAGACGGCAAGCAACGGUCUCCACCCGUACUUCAGACCUCUCUACAGAAAGGCCCGGUGUCCAGCUUUACACCACAGGCAGCCAUAUGUGGCUUCAUUUGCACAGGAAAAUAUGAAUAUUGUUAUCCCUGAUUCAUAACUUUUUUUUUCUCUUUUGAUUUCACAUAUAUUUGGAUGUAAUUUCCAUGAGAGAAUUCAGUAGCAGAAAAGGAAAUGGGAAACGUACGGUAUAUCUGUUCCAGCGAUUACCCUUGGAUCUCAUUACUCUUUGGAACCUGCUAAGCCAUUAACAUGGCGCUAACAGAACAAUAUGGUGUCCAAAUGUUUGCUUUCCCUUUCUUACUGAUGGAUACUGCCGGGAAUCUUGCAAACAGUUGCGUGGAGAAAGUCAAAUAUAUAUGCAUAUUUAAAGUACAUUUUUACUAGUAGUUUGCCCCCCCCAGUGGUUAAUGUGGAUUUUUUUUUUAAUCAGCCUAACGAUCGCCAGCUUUGAGAACUGUGGAAGGAUAUCCAUGGGUCGCACAAGUUAUCUGAUCACACUACAGUGCCCUCUGGUGGCCAAAAACUACUUUGCUACGUCUUUUCAAAAGACUGAUCCCCCUAAAAGUGAGGAAAUUAAAAAAAGAAAGCGAUGAUUCCAUUAAAUUCUCAUAAGUUGAGGAAGAUUUAAAAAAAAAAAAAAAAAAAA
Messenger RNA from Rana temporaria (common frog), 3270 nucleotides. RefSeq names its product zyg-11 related cell cycle regulator (gene ZER1). The record is from RefSeq and is a predicted model, not a curated record. Lineage: Eukaryota; Metazoa; Chordata; Amphibia; Anura; Ranidae. The transcript is spliced from 16 exons. Gene Ontology annotation, cellular component: Cul2-RING ubiquitin ligase complex. The coding region runs from base 276 to 2579 and encodes 767 amino acids. Gene Ontology annotation, molecular function: protein binding.